AUGGCGCAUGCCGACUCCCGGGACCGGACGGGAUCCGCUCGCCGGGAUUCUGAGGAGCCGCCGGUCACCGUCGGAGGCGCUCUGGGUGCGGCCCCUGUCCCCGCGCGGCCAUUCUCGGCUCACCCGCCGGUGUUCUCUCCCUUCCCCUCACUCUGGCCGGGCGCGUCCGCAGAGCAGACCUACGGCGAGGUGAACCAGCUGGGCGGUGUGUUCGUCAACGGCCGGCCACUGCCCAACGCCAUCCGCCUGCGCAUCGUGGAGCUGGCGCAGCUGGGCAUCCGACCCUGUGACAUCAGCCGGCAGCUUCGCGUGUCCCACGGCUGCGUGAGCAAGAUCCUGGCGCGCUACAACGAGACGGGCUCCAUCCUGCCCGGAGCUAUUGGGGGCAGCAAACCUCGCGUCACCACCCCCAACGUGGUCAAGCAUAUCCGGGACUACAAGCAGGGCGACCCCGGCAUCUUCGCCUGGGAGAUCCGCGACCGGCUGCUGGCCGACGGCGUCUGCGACAAGUACAACGUGCCCUCGGUGAGCUCCAUCAGCCGUAUUCUGCGCAAUAAGAUUGGCAGCCUGGCGCAGCCCGGGCCCUACGAGGGAAGCAAGCAGCCGCCGCCGCAGCCGGCGCUCCCCUACAACCACAUCUACCAGUACCCCUACCCCAGCCCCGUGUCGUCCACGGGCGCCAAGAUGGGCAGCCACCACGGGGUCCCGGGCACAGCCGGCCACGUCAGCAUCCCCCGUUCAUGGCCCUCGGCUCACUCGGUCAGCAACAUCUUGGGCAUCCGGACGUUUAUGGAGCAAACAGGGGCCCUGGCGGGGAGCGAAGGCGCCGCCUACUCCCCGAAGAUGGAAGACUGGGCGGGAGUGAACCGCGCGGCCUUUCCCGCCAGCCCCGCUGUGAACGGGCUCGAGAAACCUGCCUUAGACACGGACAUUAAAUACACGCAGUCGGCCUCCGGCCUUUCCGCGGUGGGCGGCUUCCUUCCGGCUUGCGCCUACCCGGCCUCCAACCAGCACGGCGUGUACAGCUCGCCGGCCGGCGGCUACCUCGCCCCGGGCCCGCCGUGGCCGCCGGCGCAGGGUCCCCCGCUGGCGCCCCCGGGCGCCAGCGUCACCGUGCACGGCGGGGAGCUCGCGGCAGCCGUGACCUUCAAGCAUCCCAACCGAGAAGUGGCCGACCGGAAGCCGCCCAGCCCCGGCGGCAAGGCCCCAGACGGCCUCGGGAGCUUACACGGACUACCCAUCCCGGCCUCGACCUCCUAGGGCCGCGCCUCCGCGAGCCGAGCCCGAGCCCGAGCCCGGAGGCAGCGGCGGAGCGCGCACCCGAGGAUUCGCCGCCGCAGAAGUGCCCAUCAGCCUGGCCUCGCUCUGCCCCGCGCCCGGAGGCCGCGCGUCCUCCAUCC
Bubalus bubalis (water buffalo) is the source of this 1400-nucleotide messenger RNA. It is a transcript of the gene PAX1, whose product is annotated as paired box 1. NCBI's taxonomy places the organism in Eukaryota, Metazoa, Chordata, Mammalia, Artiodactyla, Bovidae. The coding region runs from base 1 to 1260 and encodes 419 amino acids. Gene Ontology annotation, biological process: anatomical structure development; regulation of transcription by RNA polymerase II. The transcript has 5 exons. Gene Ontology annotation, molecular function: RNA polymerase II cis-regulatory region sequence-specific DNA binding; DNA-binding transcription factor activity, RNA polymerase II-specific. The record is from RefSeq and is a predicted model, not a curated record.